CCCUGCUGCCAGUUCUUUACUGUUAUUUUACUGGGAAAUUCUUAACAGUGUGGAGAGACUCUGAGUAAGGAAAGACAAACAGUGGGCUUAGUGCUGUGAGAGAGAAGGGGGUGGGUUGGUAUUUACAUACAUUAUAAAGGGUGCAGGUAUAAAGAGUGCACAUGGAGGGCAACUCUCUUCACACUCUAAUAACUGUGACAUAUAACCCUCAUAUGAGCUGCUGGCUGUAGUGCAGGACUUUCUCUGCAGCCCUCUGCAUCUCCUCUCUCUGCUAUGGUCGUCCACAUCGUACGCAACUUCAGCACCACAGACAGCUCAAUCUCUGUCUCCAGCUCCAGCUCCAUCCUCAGCACCGACUCCUCUCUGCGGGACUCACCGGCGUCCCAGAUGAGCCGGACCGGACACACGGUGGUGGCAGUAUGCCUGGGCUUUAUCCUAGUAGCGGGAAUCAUCAACAACUUCCUGGCUCUCCUGAUCUUUGCAAAGUUUCGCUCCCUGUGGACGCCCAUCAAUGUCAUCCUGUUGAACAUCAGCCUGAGCGACAUCCUGGUGUGCGUCUUCGGCACACCGUUCAGUUUCGCUGCCAGUGUGCACGGCAGGUGGCUCAUUGGAGAGUACGGAUGCAAGUGGUACGGGUUCGCCAAUUCACUCUUUGGGAUCGUGUCCCUGGUGUCCCUGUCUGUCCUCUCCUAUGAGCGCUACACUGCCGUGCAGCGUUCCUCCCAGGUCGACAUGUCAGACUUCAGGAAGGCCUGGCUCUUUGUCGGAGGCUCCUGGCUCUACUCUCUCCUCUGGACCUUGCCGCCUCUGCUGGGUUGGAGCAACUAUGGGCCCGAGGGACCCGGCACCACGUGCUCCGUCCAGUGGCACCUCCGCUCACCCACCAGCGUCUCAUAUGUGUUGUGUCUCUUCAUCUUUUGUCUGCUGCUGCCCCUUCUGCUCAUGGUCUACUCUUAUGGCCGGAUCCUGGUGUCAAUCAGGAGGGUGGGUAAGAUCAAUCUGCUGGCAGCUCAGCGCAGAGAGCAGCACAUCUUGGUGAUGGUGUUGUCCAUGGUGUCCUGCUACAUGCUGUGCUGGAUGCCCUACGGCAUCAUGGCGCUGAUGGCCACCUUCGGCAGGUCGGAACUGGUGACUCCCACGGCCAGCGUUGUGCCCUCCGUCCUGGCCAAGUUCAGCACCGUCAUCAACCCGGUCAUCUACAUGUUCUUCAACAACCAGUUUUACAGAUGCUUUGUGGCCUUCGUGAAGUGCAGUGAGGAACCCAAGUCUGUUCAAGGAGAGGAGCACCCGACUCCGGGGACGCGGUUCUCCGGUUUCUUCCCCGUCCGCAGACAAGCCUCCCUCAGCUCUUCACAGCGUCAGAUCUGCAGCCGGCACAACGACCGCCACACUCUCGUUGUCCACUACACGCCAUAAGAGCUUUUCAUCUUUUUCAUCUGACAGACUGUGAGAAGUUAAAACAAAUGUUUGUUUGUUUUUCAGAAUCAUUAUUGUCCAAAAGUGCAACUAAAA
Messenger RNA from Sebastes umbrosus (honeycomb rockfish), 1512 nucleotides. It is a transcript of the gene tmtops3a, whose product is annotated as teleost multiple tissue opsin 3a. Gene Ontology annotation, molecular function: G protein-coupled receptor activity. NCBI's taxonomy places the organism in Eukaryota, Metazoa, Chordata, Actinopteri, Perciformes, Sebastidae. Gene Ontology annotation, cellular component: membrane; photoreceptor outer segment. The transcript has 4 exons. The record is from RefSeq and is a predicted model, not a curated record. Bases 274 to 1416 code for a protein of 380 amino acids. Gene Ontology annotation, biological process: G protein-coupled receptor signaling pathway; visual perception.